This is a messenger RNA of Benincasa hispida (wax gourd), 1445 nucleotides long. RefSeq names its product Late embryogenesis abundant (LEA) hydroxyproline-rich glycoprotein family. Lineage: Eukaryota; Viridiplantae; Streptophyta; Magnoliopsida; Cucurbitales; Cucurbitaceae. The record is from RefSeq and is a predicted model, not a curated record. Gene Ontology annotation, biological process: defense response to other organism. Gene Ontology annotation, cellular component: plasma membrane.
AACUGUAUUGUAUAGCCAUUAAGAUUACAUGUGGAAUACAUCCAUGAAUACACAAACGGCUCUCCUUUGGAGUUUUACUUGGAGGGAAUUGCAAUUCCAAAAGCUGAAGUUAUUCAAUUCAAACAAAGACACCUAUUUGGUUCAACUUUAUUUCAUCUUUUAGAACACUCCCCUCCCUCUCUUUCCCCAAUACCAAUAAACAGCUCAUUGGUCCCACACCCUUUAUCAAAAGCUUCUUUAGUUCCCUUUUUUUUUCUUUUUUUUUUACUUGAAUCACCUAAUAAUUCAUAUAAACAAUUUUGUAAAGAUAUCAACUUUCAUCUUCAUCCUUGAUUCUGAGGAUUCUCAUUCAGCCUUGCUCAGAUGCCUCCUCUAUAUCCUCCUCCUCCACCACCACCACCAACACCAACUUUCAUAACUCCAUCAGCAAGUUCGCCAUCCAACACUGCUGCUGAACCAACGACUACACCAUCCCCCGCCUCGGCAGUAGUUGCUCAAGCAUCUACUACUCCUGCUUCAUCUUCAAGAGAUGCAGAGCUGGCUUCCUUGGAUCAAAUAAUUGUACAAAAUCGAGCUACAAAACCACACACGCCGCUGCUGAAUACAAAUCAUACAGACUCGAGUAAGUACAGAAAACCACAAUUACUACAGCAAGCUCGGCCACGCCAAACGAAUCCAAUUAUAUGGUGUUUUGCAUUCCUGUGUUUACUUUUUAGUCUUCUUCUCAUCUUCCUUGGAAUUGCAACUUUGAUCAUUUUCCUGGUUGUUAGACCAAGAAAUCCUUUGUUUGACAUACCAAAUGCAAGCCUCAGCACCAUCUACUUUGAUGCACCUGAAUAUCUCAAUGGAGACUUCACCGUUCUCAUAAAUUUCACCAACCCGAACCAUAGAGUCGAUCUGAGGUACGAGAAUGCUGACAUAGAGCUGUUUUUUGGGGAUAGACUCAUAGCAACUCAAGCAAUCCAACCUUUCAGUCAAAGAAAAAAGGAAGUCAGGUUACAACCUGUUCACUUGAUAUCCAGUCUAGUUUUCUUGCCACAAAAUUUCGGGUUGGUACUUCGACGACAGGUACAGAACAACAAAGUUGUCUAUAACAUCAGAGGAACUUUUAGGGUCAAAGCUUCACUGGGUAUUAUUCAUUACUCUUACUGGUUGCACAGCCGAUGCCAGUUGGUGAUGACUAGUCCACCAACUGGUGUUCUAGUUGCUCGGAGUUGCAAGAUCAAGAGGUGAAGAAGCAGAAAUAUAUAUACACACGACUAUAUAUAUUGUACACCUGCUAUAUUAUCUCUGUAUGCAUUGUCCAAAUCACAGUUAUGCAUAUAAGUCUGAACAGAUCUGAAAUAUCAGUUAAACAACAUUCAUCUUGUUUGACAUGGUUUACACCAUUUUUUUUUCACUUCUACAAUCUGAAACUUAAUGCAAGGAAAUUAUUGGGUCAAAAA